GUGGCGGCGGCACCGCCCCCGCGUUUCCCUGAGCCGGACAGCAGUGGGGCCUCUCCGCCGAGCCCGGCGAUGGACGAGAGCGGCGAGCUGGGCGGGUUGGAGACCAUGGAGACCCUCACAGAAUUGGGCGACGAGCUGACCCUGGGGGACAUAGACGAGAUGCUGCAGUUCGUCAGCAAUCAGGUGGAAGAGUUCCCGGACUUGUUUUCUGAACAGCUGUGUGGCUCCUUCCCUGGCGGUGGCAGUUCCAACAGCGGCGUUUCCAACAGCAGCAGCAGCAACAACAACGGUGGGGGCAGCAGUGGUGGAGCUGUGGACCCCUUGACGCAGCGCUCAUUCAGCCAGGUUCUCUUGCCUGCCUUUGCCACCUCAACCACCUCCCCACAGGCUCCGACCCUGCAGGUCAAGGUGCCUCCCACCACAGUCCCUACCCCUCCUCGGAGUGCGCCAGUUCUUCAACCUCGACCCCAGCCCCCAGCCCAUGCACAGCUGCAGCAACAGACCGUAGUGGUCAGCCCGACCUUCAGCACUGCCCCCCAGACGAGGAUCAUCCAGCAGCCCCUCAUCUACCAGAAUGCAGCCACCAGCUUCCAAGUCCUUCAGCCUCAAGUCCAAAGCCUGGUGACAUCCUCCCAAGUACAGCCAGUCACCAUCCAGCAGCAAGUACAGACGGUACAGGCCCAGCGGGUGCUGACACAGACGGCCAGUGGCACACUGCAGACACUGGCCCCUGCCACCGUGCAGACAGUGGCUGCUCCCCAAGUGCAGCAGGUCCCGGUCCUGGUACAGCCGCAGAUCAUCAAGACAGAUUCUCUUGUUUUGACCACACUGAAGACAGAUGGCAGCCCAGUCAUGGCCACAGUCCAGAACCCGGCCCUCACCGCCCUCACCACCCCCAUCCAGACAGCCGCCCUGCAAGUACCAACCCUGGUGGGCAGCAAUGGGACCAUUCUGACCACCAUGCCUGUGAUGAUGGGGCAGGAGAAAGUGCCCAUUAAGCAGGUCCCUGGGGGAAUCAAGCAGCUCGAGCCUCCCAAGGAGGGGGAAAGACGGACAACCCACAACAUCAUUGAGAAGCGCUAUCGCUCCUCCAUCAACGACAAAAUCAUUGAGCUGAAGGACCUAGUCAUGGGGACUGAUGCCAAGAUGCACAAGUCUGGUGUUCUGAGGAAAGCCAUCGACUACAUCAAAUACCUGCAGCAGGUCAACCACAAGCUGCGCCAGGAGAACAUGGUGCUGAAGUUGGCGAAUCAGAAGAAUAAGCUCCUGAAGGGCAUCGACCUAGGCAGCCUGGUGGACAAUGACAUGGACCUGAAGAUGGAUGACUUUAACCAGAAUGUCCUCCUGAUGUCACCUCCAGCUUCAGAUUCGGGGUCACAGGCCGGCUUCUCCCCUUACUCCAUCGAUUCUGAGCCAGGGAGCCCUCUGUUGGAUGAUGCCAAGGUCAAAGACGAGCCCGACUCUCCUCCCGUGGCGCUGGGCAUGGUGGACCGCUCUCGCAUCCUCCUCUGCUUCCUCACCUUCCUGUGCCUCUCCUUCAACCCCCUGAUGGUCCUGCUGCGCUGGGGGGUCACCCGGGACACAGACCCCCACCCCUACUCAGGCUCUGGCCGCAGCAUACUGUCCUUCGAGUCAGGUUCUGGGAGCUGGUUCGACUGGAUGAUGCCCAGGCUCCUUUUAUGGCUGGUCAAUGGCCUGAUUGUCCUGAGCGUCUUUGUCAAGCUGCUGGUCCAUGGGGAGCCAGUCAUCCGACCACACUCUCGUUCCUCAGUCACCUUCUGGAGACACCGGAAACAGGCAGACCUUGACCUCGCCAGGGGGGAUUUUGCCGCCGCUGCUGCCAACCUACAGACCUGCCUGUCAGUGCUGGGCCGGGCCCUGCCCACCUCUCGCAUAGACCUGGCCUGCAGCCUCUCCUGGAACGUGAUCCGCUACAGCCUGCAGAAGCUGCGUCUGGUCCGCUGGCUGCUCAAGAAAGUCUGCCAGCACCGGCGGGCCACCCCCGCCACCGCAGCGGGCUUCGAGGAUGAAGCGAAGAGCAGCGCACGGGACGCGGCCCUGGCCUACCACCGCCUACACCAGCUGCACAUCACAGGGAAGCUGCCCGCAGGGUCUGCUUGUUCUGAUGUGCACAUGGCUCUCUGCGCUGUCAACCUGGCCGAGUGUGCCGAGGAGAAAAUCCCACCCAGCAUGCUGGUAGAGAUCCAUCUAACAGCCGCCAUGGGGCUCCAGACCCGCUGUGGAGGCAAGCUGGGCUUCCUGGCUAGCUACUUCCUGAGCCGAGCCCAGAGCCUGUGCGGCCCCGAGCGCAACACUGUCCCCGACUCCCUGCGUUGGCUCUGCCACCCUCUGGGCCAGAAGUUUUUCAUGGAGCGGAGCUGGUCAGUGAAAUCAGCCGCCAAGGAGAGUCAGUAUUGUGCCCAGAGGAACCCAGCUGAUCCCAUUGCCCAGGUCCACCAGGCGUUCUGCAAGAGCCUCCUGGAGCGAGCUGUGGAAGCCUUGGUGAAGCCUCAGACCAAGAAGAAGGCCGGAGACCAGGAAGAGGAGGGCUGUGAAUUCUCCAGUGCUCUGGAGUACCUGAAGCUACUCAGUUCCUUCGUGGACUCUGUGGGGAUUGUGGCACCGCCCUUCUCCAGCAGCUCCGUGCUCAAGUCAGCCCUGGGUCCAGACAUGGUCUGUCGGUGGUGGACCUCUGCUGUCACCAUGGCCAUCAGCUGGCUCCAAGGAGAUGAUGCGGCAGCGUGCACUCAUUUUGCCGAAGUAGAACGUGUACCCAAGGCCCUGGAAGUGACUGAGAGCCCCCUGGUGAAGGCCGUCUUCCACGCCUGCAGAGCCAUGCACGCAUCGCUCUCUGGGAAGGCUGAUGCACAGCAGAGCUUCUGCCACUGUGAGCGGGCCAGCGGCCACCUGUGGAGCAGCCUCAAUGUCAGCGGGGCUACUGCUGACCCCGCCCUCAACCACGUGCUCCAGCUGCUCACCUCUGACCUGCUGCUGUCGCUGCGGACCGUGCUCUGGCAGAAGCAGGCAGGAGCCAGCCAGGCCCUGGGCGAGACCUACCAGGCCUCAGGCACUGAGCUGGCUGGCUUCCAAAGGGACCUGGGCAGUCUGCGUAGACUAGCACAUAGUUUCCGCCCGGCCUACCGCAAAGUGUUCCUGCAUGAAGCCACCGUCCGCCUGAUGGCCGGAGCCAGCCCCACCCGUACCCACCAGCUGCUGGAGCACAGCCUGCGGAGACGUACCACCCAGAACACCAAACAAGGAGACAUGGACACUUGGCCUGGCCAGCGUGAGCGGGCCACUGCCAUCCUGCUGGCCUGCCGCCACCUUCCCCUCUCCUUCCUCUCCUCCCCGGGGCAGCGGGCAGUGCUGCUGGCCGAGGCCGCCCGCACCCUGGAGAAGGUGGGCGACCGACGCUCCUGCAGUGACUGCCAGCAGAUGAUCGUGAAGCUAGGCGGCGGCACAGCCAUUGCUGCCUCCUGACCACACUAUGCCCGCUGCUCGGGUUCCCUCUGCCCUUCCCAUCCCCUUCCCCUUCUGUCUUUUCUCUCCCUCCUCCCUCUGAGAGCCAAGAGGAAAGACUGGUGGGGGCGGGUGCAGGUGAGGGUUCUUGAGCUUUGAAGCCAGCCAAGCCCCAGCCUUGAGUCUCUCCAGAGACAGCUCCAUCGGCCUUGGCUUCCCUUUCCUGCUUCUCUUUUUUAUCAUCUUUUCCGCUGGGAGCACGAGUCUCUGGGACCAGCAAGCAUUGGCCGGGCAGCUGUCCCUUUUUUAUAUGAACGUUUUUAUAUCGUGUGCUUGGGUUUGCCACACUGCAAGGCUGUUGCUGAAGCCUCUUUAUCCUGCGCCCCGGGACUGCACCCACCCACUCCCUGGGGCCUGGCAAGGCCAGUUCAUUGUUUCCUUGUCAUUAUGCAGGAAACCCAGGGUCGGGCAGGGCGCUAGGCCUGGGAGGCGGUGGGAAACGGGGCAGGCCUGCGGUGGAUGAAAUAAUGUUGGCAUUAUUUUUUAAUUUUUUAAAAAAUAAACGGUAUCUUAUUUAAUUGUCCUUGUCCUUCCCAUUCCCUGCCCCCUAGGGUGGAAGCCCAAACUCAGGGUGGCCCAAGGGUGGGAGGGAUGAUGCCACCCAUUGGGCCUGGGGACCAGGACCUUCAGUGUGGGCUUUCUGUUCCCUCCCAGCCCGUCUCCUACCUCUGAAGUCUAUUUUUAUCCCCAAUUCUCAUCUGAAAAUGAGCCAGAGGGCGAAACUGGCCCCCCGGGAACUCCCAGAGACUGCAAGUCCCUCUUCCUGGAGUGGGCAAGGGGUUGCAUAGGAUGGGCACUAAGCAGGAGGUCCCAGGCCAGGGUGUGGGGGUGGUCCUGGAGGGAAAAGCUACCUACUUUUCUAGGCUUUCUGACUCAAGGUCUUCCCCAGGGGAGUUUCUCCUAGGACGAGGGCAUUAUGGGAAGCAGAGGCAGCCUACCCUCUGUGGACUGCUCUCUGUGACCCUUAAGCUGUUGGGGGACAGAGGAUGGGCAGGACCAGAAGAACCCCAGUGAGCCCCUCCCCUCUCUAAUUUAUGGACCCUGCCUACCAGCCCCUGCCCAUCAGGUCAGCCUUGUGUCGUGUAUGUAUACUGUGCCUUUUCUUGUCACUGUUUGGGGGCGGGAGGGUUUUUUUUCACAGACUAGAGGACGUGGCCAUGCCCACUUGAUGUUGACUCACUCACAUGACCAGGAUGUAGGUUAUUCAAUAAACAGAUUGGAACCAUCA
This is a messenger RNA of Echinops telfairi (small Madagascar hedgehog), 4747 nucleotides long. RefSeq names its product sterol regulatory element binding transcription factor 2 (gene SREBF2). NCBI's taxonomy places the organism in Eukaryota, Metazoa, Chordata, Mammalia, Afrosoricida, Tenrecidae. The transcript has 19 exons. Gene Ontology annotation, cellular component: nucleus. Gene Ontology annotation, molecular function: DNA-binding transcription factor activity, RNA polymerase II-specific; RNA polymerase II cis-regulatory region sequence-specific DNA binding; protein dimerization activity. Gene Ontology annotation, biological process: positive regulation of cholesterol storage; positive regulation of transcription by RNA polymerase II. The coding region runs from base 70 to 3480 and encodes 1136 amino acids. The record is from RefSeq and is a predicted model, not a curated record.